ACGGAAGAUGGUUUAUUAAAUGAUGGAUUCUUUGAUUAGUCUCUCGAGUGUGUGAGGCGUACUACGGGCGUAGGAACCGAACAACAGCGAAACCGCACACCCACAGCUCCGGUGGAACCAUGUACGCGUUAAUUAAGGCACGUAUCGCAAAGACCAUGGAAUAACGAAAUUGUGUGACAGAUGCUACUAGUGCUACUACUCUGGUACUGUGUCCGCUUGGAUGGACACUGCAUUCAGUGAAGCAUAGUGCGUAAAGCUAAACCUUUUUUUUGUUCCAAAUUAGAAGUGAGGAAAGAAUUUGCGACUUUUUUUCAUAAAGAAAAAAAACAUCAAUUAAAAGGGUGAGGUGUGAAUCUGUCAGUGCAACUUUAUGAUGCUGUAAUACUAACACCGUCACACGUAGCCAGAACGAGAGAUUAGGAUAAAAAAGUGUACAGACUACUUAGAUAAAAAAGCAUUACAAACCUGCAGAAAGUGAUACGAACACGUAAUAUUGGAAUCAACCAUGCCUCCGCUGAAUAACUGCAAUGGCAAUAAUUGCGGGGAUAUUAUUUGCUCCCUUUCGACGCAAUCACCACUUUCACCGACGGAUCUGUCCCAAGCAGUUGGGGCUGUGGCUGGCACUGCAGGUGGCAAUGGUAAACCACGGUUCAGCUGUCCACAUUACGCGCAGAAGAUGCUGCUUAAUCUGAACGCCCUUCGGCUUGAUUCACGGUUCUGUGAUGUUGAGAUCAAAGUUGGCGAUGCUACGUCCGUCCACGCCCAUCGGGCCGUACUGAGCGCAAGUUCCGCGUACUUUGAAGCCAUGUUUCGGCCAGAGCUGGGACUGAGCGAGGGCAAACAGAAGACCGUCACAUUGCACUCGAUACGAGCCGACAUUUUAGAGCUACUGGUCGAGUUCAUUUACACUGGACAAAUCGAAAUCGAGCAGAGCAACGUACAGGAACUGCUGGCUGCAGCCGACAUGUUGCAGGUGCCGGAGGUAGUUGACGGAUGUUGCGAAUACCUUUGCCGGGAACUACAUUCAUCGAACGCCCUUGGUAUACUGCGGUUCGCUGAGGCACACAAUUGCCGUCAACUUGCUGAAGUGGCAGCCAACUUCGUACACAGCAACUUCCCGAAGGUGGCCCUCGAGGACGAACUGCUUGACAUUCCGCACACGCUGCUUGUGAAAGUGAUUGCAUCCGAGGCCCUGCGCGUCGAUAGCGAGUAUCAGGUGUUCAAUGCCGCCCUGCGCUGGAUACGACACGAUGUGGUACUACGGCGCCAGUACGUGUUUGAGAUCCUGUCGCACGUACGCAUCGCACUGGUACCGGUCGGGUUGAUCGAUCAAGCCAUUUCCGAGUGUCGUGAUGUGUCGCUUAAAAUUGCAUUACGUUCGGUGCGCAAAGAUUUAACUUCCCGGCGAGGUCAGCUGGUACCGUUGCGCGUAUGUCCACGAGUUUGUGCGAAGAAAAGCAUUUACGUAAUUGGUGGCUCACGGCGCGAACAAUCGGCUGGCUGGACACCAACGGAUUGGAUCUUCGAGUCCGUUAUCAAAUAUGACAUCUUUAGGCGCGAAUGGAUAGAGUCGGCUCCGAUGGAAAUUGGACGCAUUCUGCCCGGGGUGGCAGCACUAGGCGGAAAGAUUUAUGUAAUUGGAGGUGAACGCGGCAGCCAGAUACUGGCAAAUGGGGAGGUGUACGAUACACAGAACAACAAUUGGGAACCGAUGGCACCAAUGAAUGUACCACGGUGCGAGUUCGGCCUGUGUACACUCGGUGGCACGCUGUAUGCAAUGGGUGGUUGGAUCGGAGAAGAUAUUGGCGGUUCGAUUGAAUGUUACGAUCCUAUGAAAAACGCAUGGCGUAUGGUAGGCGAUCUUCCGGAACCGAAGUUUAGUAUGGGUGUCGUAAGCUUUGAAGGAUUAAUAUACAUUGUCGGUGGCUGUAAUACUCAUUCGCGGUAUCUAACCGAUUUGAUAAGCUACAAUCCCGUCACGAACGAAUGGACAAAGCUUGCGCGCAUGCAAACGGCUCGCUGCCAGAUGGGGGUGGCCAUCUUGGAUCGGCAUCUGUACGUGGUCGGUGGUAACAGCAGCCAGCAGGAAGUGUUACGCACUGUCGAACGCUACAGUUUCGAUGAGGACAAGUGGUCCAUGGUAUCACCGAUGACGGUAAGGCGCUCGAGCCCAGCCGUGGCUGCUGCAGACGGAUUACUGUACGUAGCCGGUGGCGAUCAACCUUGCGAAAUCAACUUCUACCGGGCGCAGAUUACUAUUGCAUCGUUCGAGUGCUACGAUCCCAUUACUGACCAGUGGAAGGUUUGCCCCGAUUUACCAACCAGUCGUUCCGAGGCGGGUGCAGUUGUUGUCUAAAAGAAUGCAUUAUAGAGCUGUGGUUUUUUUUAUUUCCGUCUGCGCUAAUGCCAUCGCUAACCAAAGACGCGCUUAUAAAGCGCCGUGAAUCAAUAGCAAUUCGUCUAUCAAAAACCGGCGAUCCUCCCGUAACUACCAAAUACAUAUAUUUCCUGUUCCGCUUAUGCUUUUCUUUCCGGUGGUAGUUAUUAAAGUAAUCGACAUUCUAAAAGAAUUGCAAACAGUUCCCUAUUAAUGAAGGAACGUUUUAAACAUAUGUAUAAGUGUGCAUACCCGUUUAACUACACGAAAGGUAGACAAAAAAGUAUAAUAUUCUUCAUUUCAGUACGUUCCCAGCAUCAUCUACAGAAUGCCAACAAACGAAUUGUAAUACAAUGUGACGGCGUCUGUUUCAAUUCUCAUUUGUCAAUUUUUAAUGUUUCUUAAUAAAGUGUUUUGAUAAACGAUUGGUAAUGAUA
Anopheles funestus (African malaria mosquito) is the source of this 2814-nucleotide messenger RNA. Its product is annotated as actin-binding protein IPP. Gene Ontology annotation, molecular function: protein binding. The record is from RefSeq and is a predicted model, not a curated record. Bases 506 to 2356 code for a protein of 616 amino acids. The transcript has 4 exons. NCBI's taxonomy places the organism in Eukaryota, Metazoa, Arthropoda, Insecta, Diptera, Culicidae.